Molecule: messenger RNA, 1396 nt
Organism: Capsicum annuum
Lineage: Eukaryota; Viridiplantae; Streptophyta; Magnoliopsida; Solanales; Solanaceae
Product: zinc transporter 4, chloroplastic
Biological process (GO): zinc ion transmembrane transport
Cellular component (GO): plasma membrane
Molecular function (GO): zinc ion transmembrane transporter activity
Source: RefSeq, a predicted model, not a curated record
UCCAUGUCAAUCAUUCAGGAUCUUGUGCCUGUCAUGGACCAUAUUAGAGAAAAGACUGGGGUUUUCUCAGAUAGUAUGCUGAAACUUGCUGUUGAAGGGAUGGAAGGAAGCCAAGAUAACUCUGUUGCUUUCAUCCUUAAAAUGGUGGCUUUCGCUGCCAUCCUAAUAUCUAGUGUUUGUGGAGUUGCCAUCCCAUUAGUUGGCAAGAAGCACCGGUUCCUUGGAACUGACUCUAACCUGUUUUUUACUGCAAAAGCCUUCGCUGCUGGUGUCAUCCUUGCCACAGGCUUUGUACACAUGUUACCAGGUUCUACGAAGAAGUUAACUGACCCUUCACUUCCCAAAUAUUUGACGAAUUUCCCUUUUUCUGGUUUUAUUGCCAUGAUGGCUGCAUUGGGUACCUUAGUGGUUGACUUUGUUGGGACUCAGUAUUAUGAAAGGAAAGAAGAGAAACAAAACCAAAAAGAUCGGUCUGAUGCAGAAGAAAGUGGUGCAAUACACAUUGUGGGGAUUCAUGCGCAUGCAGCUCAACACGGACAUAGCCAUUCACAAGAACAAGGGGACGUGAGGGAGCAUUCCCACGCCCAAGCCCAAGCCCAUGGUCAUUGGCACUCGCACUCGCACAGCUUCGGUGGUGGGGAUGAGGAAGGUGGAGUGAGACAUGUUGUUGUUUCUCAGGUGUUGGAGCUUGGGAUUGUAUCACAUUCUAUCAUAAUAGGCAUAUCAUUGGGCGUUUCAGAAAGUGCAUCCACAAUAAGACCCUUGAUCAUUGCAUUGUCGUUCCACCAGUUCUUCGAAGGUUUUGCAUUAGGAGGUUGCAUCUCACAGGCUCAGUUCAAUUCACUCAAAUCUACUAUAAUGGCGAUUUUUUUCGCCAUAACAACCCCCUUGGGAAUUGCAAUAGGGGUUGGAGCUUCUUCAUCUUAUGACCCACACAGCCCAAGAGCUUUGUUGGUGGAAGGAAUCCUUAACUCUGUAUCUUCUGGAAUUCUAGUCUACAUGGCUUUAGUAGAUCUUAUUGCUGCAGAUUUCUUGAGUAAGAGAAUGAGCUGCAAUACCAGGCUUCAAGUAGCUUCUUAUUUUGCACUAUUCUUUGGGGCUGGCCUCAUGUCCCUUAUUGCAAUAUGGGCUUGAAAUAUGAAUGAUGGAUGUUACAUUUGCCUUUAUUAUAUUAUAUGCAUGUACUAGUAAUUUUUUUGUUUUUCUAUCUUAUUGUCAUUCUCAUAAAUUCAGCCAACCAAGCCAUUAUUUACAAUUUAUUUAGAUAAUUGUGGGGGAAGCGGAUUAUGAUAGAAGGUUAGGUUGAGUUUAGGAUGGAUCUUUUGUUAUACUACUUGGUGUAUCCUGUAUACGAUAUUAUUGGAUAUGAUUUCUACGAUAUUUUGUCGUUUGACUA